Molecule: messenger RNA, 1993 nt
Organism: Acanthopagrus latus (yellowfin seabream)
Lineage: Eukaryota; Metazoa; Chordata; Actinopteri; Spariformes; Sparidae
Gene: pir
Product: pirin
Exons: 10
Coding region: 122-994 (290 amino acids)
Biological process (GO): monocyte differentiation
Cellular component (GO): nucleus
Molecular function (GO): quercetin 2,3-dioxygenase activity
Source: RefSeq, a predicted model, not a curated record
GUUUGUAAUCCUACCUGAGGAGGCGAAGACGGCGGAGGACACGACAAUAAAGUGGCAGUCAUUCAAAAAAAGGAAAAAACAAUCGUUGUCGUAUACUUGCAGUGAAAGAUCUCCCAGCACGAUGAAUGUGAGGAGAGUGGAGAGGACGGUACUGAGCGUGGAGCAGACGGAGGGAGUCGGUGCUCGUGUCCGCAGGAGCAUCGGUAGAAAGGAGCUGAGAAACUUGGAUCCUUUCUUGAUGUUGGAUGAGUUCCGAGUGAGCAAGCCGGCAGGUUUCCCAGACCAUCCUCACAGAGGGUUUGAGACAGUAACAUAUGUGUUGGAAGGGGUCACGGCCCAUGAAGACUUCUGUGGUCAUUCAGGACGACUGAAACCUGGAGAUCUGCAAUGGAUGACUGCAGGAAAGGGGGUGGUCCAUGCUGAGAUGCCCGUGUCGGAGGAGCCGGUGGUGGGCUUACAGCUGUGGGUCAACCUGCCCAGACGGGACAAGAUGGUGGAACCAGCGUACCAGGAACUCAAAGGCUCAGAGAUCCCCAAACCCAGCAAGGGAGGAGUCACCGUGUCUGUGAUAUCUGGAGAGGCUUUAGGAGUAAAGUCUAAGGUCUUUACGAGGACACCGACCUUGUACCUUGACUUCACACUGCAGGCAGGAGCUCUUCAUGUGCAGCCUGUGCCGUCAGGAUGGACUGCCUUCAUCUACACACUAUCAGGAUCCAUUCAUGUUGGUCCAGAUCAGGAGCAGCAGAGGGUAGAGCCCCAUCACACUGUGGUGUUUGGAGAUGGAGACUGUGUCAAAGUUCAGAACAAGGGCUCUGAAGCUUCCCAUUUUGUGCUCAUCGCUGGAGAACCUAUCAAAGAACCUGUUGUACAACACGGUCCAUUUGUAAUGACCACAGAGGAGGAGAUCAGACAGACUAUCAGUGACUACCAGACAUGCAGAAAUGGCUUUGAAAGAGCUGGUAACUGGAGGUCCAAGAUCAGAGACUCCUUCUGAACACCACACUCUUUUCCCUGUUGACAAUGUGUGCUUUACUUACCGCUAUAGAAUGUUGUAACACAUCCAAGUGCUACGUAUGGGAGUGGAUGUCCCGCUCCAGUGUUUGCAGAAUUGUAGUUUACCCCUUCUUCCAUGUAAAAUAUAGAUUUGUGUGGUUAAAAUGUUCUUACGGCUCCAGACACUUGAAUUUAAGCCUUAAUUCUUUUUUACUUUUGCUGUUGGGAAAAAUACCGUUGUUGGAACUACCGUGACAUUUUGAAACCAGGUUGUUUUUACAAUUUCAAAUACAUCAGAUAUCUGAAAGUACAAACAGUGGAGAUAAACUAAAAAAGUCUUUCUCUCAGGCUUCAUGGCCAGACGUGAGUUUAGUCUCGCAACACAGGGUCGUUUGAGGGAGAGAGGGGCAGUCGUCACAGGUUUGUCUGCUUGGGAGCAGGGCGGGCGCACUUUGGUCGUACUCCGGAGAAGGCCAGUCCCAGGCGCAGCUUGGCUCAGCUCGCUGCAGUAAAACUAGUAAUGGAAAUGCAAAUUAAUGCAGCUAAAUUGGCCCAUUAAAGCAACAUCAUGUAACUUUUUUUACCUUAAAAUAACAGCUUCAAAAUCAUGAUGACGGUGGAGUGUCUAAGUGUAAUAGACUGAAUGUUGUCUCUGUCACAGCUAGACACAGUUUGUGCACUAUAUAACUUGAAUGUAGAGAGUGCAGGAUCACAGACAUAACAUUGUGAACACGUAAUGAGAACGAAAUUCUUACAGAGCUGGGUUUCGUAUUUACAACAGUGGUGUUGCACCAAAUCAUGCAAAAAUGACCGGAUAAAAAAUGUUUCUACGUAAUGUUGCAUGAGGGGCUUGAUAUUUUGCCUCAGAAUUGUUAAUGAAACCUAAUUUUACCUAAUUUAUCCAGCUGCUGUAAAACAAAAAAGGUUUUCCAGCUGCUAUAGCACAUGACCUGUACAACCAAGGACCUGCACAGACCACAUUAAAAUAUUGUGAAACAUU